Messenger RNA from Pteropus alecto (black flying fox), 2584 nucleotides. It is a transcript of the gene ZNF181, whose product is annotated as zinc finger protein 181. Gene Ontology annotation, biological process: negative regulation of transcription by RNA polymerase II. The record is from RefSeq and is a predicted model, not a curated record. NCBI's taxonomy places the organism in Eukaryota, Metazoa, Chordata, Mammalia, Chiroptera, Pteropodidae. Gene Ontology annotation, molecular function: DNA-binding transcription repressor activity, RNA polymerase II-specific.
CACAGAGCUGCAAGAUAGCCUGAUUUUCGUGACUGCUUUUUCCUGUUCUUGAUCUGCCUUCUCAGGACACUGCUCUUCUAUAAGACAAGAGCCUGGAAAGAAGACUAUAUUGACUACUGGAAAUUGCAAAAUCAUGUUCCAGGUAACAUUUAGUGAUGUGGCCAUAGACUUCUCUCACGAAGAGUGGCGAUGGCUAGAUUCUGCUCAGAGGAAUUUAUACAAGGAUGUGAUGGUCCAGAAUUAUGAGAAUCUGGUCUCUCUAGGUCUUUCUAUACCUAAGCCAUAUGUGAUCACUUUAUUGGAGGAUGGGAAAGAACCUUGGAUAGUGGAGAAAAAACUGACAAAAGCUAUGUUUCCAGGUUGGGAAUCAAAAUGGGAAAACAAAGAAUUAUCAGUGAAGGAGGAUAUUUGUGAUGAAGAUUCACACCAAACGGUAAUAAUAGAAAAAAUUAUAAGUCAUGAAUUUUCAAAUUUUAACAAGGACUGGGAAUAUAUAGAGAAGUUGGAGGGGAAGCAUGAAAAUCAGGUAGAGCAUUUCAGACCAGUGACUCUCACCUUUAGAGAAAGUCCCACUGGGGAAAGUGUUGACAAAUACAAUACAUUUAGAAGCAUCUUCUAUUUAAAUUUAAAGUCUGUUCUUUCUGAACCACAGAGAAUGUCUGCUGGAGUGAAAUCACAUAAACAUGAUAUAUUUAAGAAGAGUUUACUGAAAAAAUCACUUAUAAAAAAUGAGAAUGUCAGUGGUGGGAAGAAACUUUUGAAUUCUAAUGAAAGUGUGGCAGCCUUCAACCAGAAGAAAUCUCUUACCCUUCACCAGACUUAUAAUAGAGAGAAAAUCUACACAUGCAGCGAAUGCGGGAAAGCCUUUGGCAAACAAUCAAUCCUUAAUCGCCAUUGGAGAAUUCAUACAGGAGAAAAACCCUAUGAAUGUCGUGAAUGUGGGAAGACUUUUAGCCAUGGCUCAUCCCUUACUCGACACCAGAUAAGCCAUAGUGGAGAGAAACCUUAUAAAUGUAUUGAAUGUGGAAAGGCCUUUAGCCAUGUCUCCUCACUUACUAAUCAUCAAAGCACUCACACUGGAGAGAAACCAUAUGAAUGUAUGCACUGUGGAAAGUCUUUUAGUCGUGUUUCACAUCUCAUUGAACAUCUGAGAAUUCAUACUCAAGAAAAACUCUAUGAGUGUCGAAUAUGUGGGAAGGCCUUCAUUCAUAGGUCAUCUCUCAUUCACCAUCAGAAAAUUCAUACUGGAGAGAAACCUUAUGAAUGUAGUGAAUGUGGAAAAGCCUUUUGCUGUAGUUCACACCUUACUCGACAUCAAAGAAUUCACAUGAUAGAGAAACAAUUCGAAUGCAACAAAUGUCUGAAAGUCUUCAGUAGCCUCUCAUUUCUUAUUCAGCAUCAGAGUAUUCAUACUGAAGAAAAACCCUUUGAAUGUCAAAAAUGCAGGAAGUCCUUCAACCAGCCUGAAUCACUGAAUAUGCACUUGAGAAAUCACACUAGAUCGAAACCUUAUGAAUGCAGUAUAUGUGGGAAAGCCUUCAGUCAUAGGUCAUCCCUGCUUCAACAUCACAGAAUUCAUACUGGAGAGAAACCCUAUGAAUGUAUUAAAUGUGGGAAGACCUUCAGUUGUAGUUCAAACCUUACUGUACAUCAGAGAAUUCAUACUGGAGAAAAGCCAUAUAAAUGUAAUGAAUGUGGGAAAGCUUUUAGCAAAGGCUCAAAUCUUACUGCGCAUCAGAGAAUACAUAAUGGAGAGAAACUCAGUAGUGCAAUAAGUGUGGAAAAGCCUUUAGGACAUGUGAAUCACUAUACAUGUGAAAGAUCACAUAAGAGAGAAACUGUAUGAAUGCAGUAUUUGUAAUAAUACACUUCAGCCAUUGAUCCUCCCUGAUUCAUUAUCAGAAAAUUUAUAUCGGAGAAAAGUCUUACGAAUGUGAUGAAUGUAAUGGGGGAGGUCUUUAGCAGAGGUACAAGCCUUAUUGUUCAUCAGAAUUCACACUGUAGAGGAAUCAUGAAGGCAAUAAAUGUGAGAAUGCCUUUGGCCAGUAUUAAUCCCUUAAUUGACAUAAAUAAAUCCACACUGUAUUUACUGUUACAUAUAUGUAACAAUUAUGAGAAAGUUUAGGCAGUGUGACUCAUAAAACAUGUAUAAACAUGUACAGGAGAGAAGCAGUAUGAAUAUAAAAGUUGUGGAAGGUCCUUCAGUUGGAGUGCAUCCCUCAUUCUACAUCAGAGAACUCACACUGAAGAGAAAGCUUAUGUAAGAAAUGGAGCAAAGUGUUCACUAAGUUCUUAUUUUUCUAGACAUCAGAAAAUUAAUGCUAGAACAACCUGAAGGAUGUAGGAAUUAUGUGUAAAUCUUUGCAAUGAUGCCAUUUGUAAACAGUUCCACAGAAGAGCAGACAAGCAUAUUAUAAGUGAAUAUACAUUUCUUACAGCAGUAGCUUGCAAUUUUACUUGACUCCUACAUAGAAAUGAUCUUUAGUUGGCAUGUGAAGAUAUUUAGUCACCCAGUGGAUCCAGUAAAUGUUAUAAAGUUGGAAAACUAAAGCUGCAAAAGAAAUAAAAAGUGGUGUGAAUAAAA